Messenger RNA from Doryrhamphus excisus (bluestripe pipefish), 1396 nucleotides. RefSeq lists its product as uncharacterized. The record is from RefSeq and is a predicted model, not a curated record. NCBI's taxonomy places the organism in Eukaryota, Metazoa, Chordata, Actinopteri, Syngnathiformes, Syngnathidae.
UUGGAAGAAGCGAUGGCGGUGUCCCGCUGAGCGCGCGAGCUGUCAAUCAUCCGUAUGUCGCAUGACGUCACGAAGGAUUUGCUACAAUGUCAAACAUCGGGGAGCAGCGCGUGCUUACCAUGACACACAGGACCUGGCUAGCCUGCCAACACCAGACUCCGUUUACAUUUUAGGCGGUUUACGCCGUCGUCAUGUGGUUCAGGUCUAUGUGAGCCAGGUCAGAGGUCAUGCUGCGGGGGAACUCCCACGGCCUCUUUUCCUCAGAAGAGACAUCCGACAAUGACUGUGAGGUGGGGUCGAGGCACCGAGGUCCAGAUGUGGCGUGCAUGUGCCAGGUCACUCCCUGCCCGCUUUAUUCCGAAGCACACACUUCUUCAUCGGAAGCGGUGCAGUGUGAACGCUGUGGAAGAAACCCAGUUGUGAUGACCCGCUACUCCGAGGGAUACGGAACAGAGGAGGAGUGUAUGCUGUCAGACCCUCAGGGGGAAAGUGACGCAGACGCCGACAUCGAGGACACUGACUGCAGACUCCAAGAACCUGGCACCCUGCAGCGAAUCAGCUCACGGCGACGCAAACGACAGCGCGUGGCGCGGCAGGAUACCACAGAGAGUGAAGAUGACGGAGGUCGGAGUCACGGGUCACAUCGUUGGAACCUGCGGCUCAGUCCAGAUAGGUCACAGAGCCGCACCAUCCUGGAGGAGAGCAUCUCGCAGGUGAGGCCGCUCGUCAUCAAGCAGGACAAGCAAGCGGAAGCGGCUAAAACCGGCCAAGAACCUCUGGUGUCUCCAUGGGCGCUGCCCCUCUCGUCCCCGCUUGUCCUUCUCUUCUUGCUCGUCCUCGCUGCCGCCAUUGCAUCCUUUCUGCUCACAUGGAUCAGAACCUGACAGACAGAGUCAAGAGUCCACAAUCAAGCACAAACACAUUUGUCAUUCCUGUCAUUGUUUUGUUUAGUGUCAGGAAGUCAGUCAAAAGUGGCCCCCUGUUUGGACCCUUCUAUAGAAGCCAUUCAAGUCAAUAUCAUGUCAUCACCUCCUCCUUUUUCUAAAUAGCCUCACACAGAAAGUCGGCGUGACACAACAAUGACGACUAUGCAAAUCCACUAUUCCUACUGUGCUAGUUGGCCGCUGAAGAACGCCCCCCCCACCCCCUCCCCAUGUCCUUGUCUCCACACACUGUACCUCCUUCAGGGCUUGUGACCUGACUAGUUUAAAAAGCAAUAGCAGGAGAGAUUCCAUUUUUGCUCCCACAUGUGAUUGCAGUAUCUUAGUAUUUUAUGUACCUUCUGAUCUAAUCAAGUCAGCUGGACAAUCAGUCAGUCGGUUAAAGCUAAACUCUUAUCUGACCAAUGUGUGAUCAAUGUGUUUUGUGUUUCAACGGUCCAUAGUGCUUCAAUAAA